AUGCUUAAAAACAUUAUUAAAGUUGAUACUGACCUUUUUUCAUAUGAUGGAGAUACUCAGGAAAGAUGCUGUGGUAAGUCAGAAUGUCGAGAAGCAUAUCAAGCAAAACAAAAAGAACAAAAAGAAAAACUUAACGAAUACAACCUUAACCAGCAAAAAAAAGAAGAAACUUGCCGUCAGUAUAAUAAAAAAUGUCAAAAUAUUGAGGAUUUAGAAAAUCAAAAGAAAAACUUGUUGAGAUGUCAAAAAUGUCAGCAAAUUCCUGAUAAUGGCAAAUAUUAUGAAGUAGGUGGCGAGGGACAAUACUGCAAAAGUUGUGCCAAAAAAGUCGCUACUGAUAAUAAUGAGAAUGAAAAGCCAACUAAUAAAACUCCAAGAACUUCAACCAGUAAUCAAAGCCCUUGUGAAAAAUGUAAUUUAACUUUUUCAAUAUAUUAUAAUGUAGGAGGCAAAGGACAUUAUUGUAAUAGUUGUGCGGAUGAAAUUAUUAAAAACCCGAACAAUAAAAAAUACGAUGCUAAGUGCCAAGACUGUGGAAUAGAGAUUGGUUUAGGGACUCAUUGUGCUAGUUGUUUUAAUAAUAAACGUUCUCCCUCUUCUAAUAACGACAAUAGUGAAAAAAAGAAAAACAUUCCACCACUGAGGCAAGCAGUAUAUGGACAAAUCAAAGAGGAAAGAAUGAAAAAUGCUAAGGAAAUGAUAAAAGCAGGAAGCAGUUGUAAAAAUUUAAUUCUUGAUGAUUUUUCAGAAAAAGAAAAAAAAGAAUUAGAAAGUUAUGAAAAAAAUAGAGUUGAUUAUCAUCAUAUAAAAUCAAAUAAUGAAUUAUCAGGAAUGCAAAUUGUCGGAAUUACAUUUGUCUGA
Messenger RNA from Entrophospora sp. SA101, 861 nucleotides. NCBI's taxonomy places the organism in Eukaryota, Fungi, Glomeromycota, Glomeromycetes, Entrophosporales, Entrophosporaceae. The record is from the annotation of a GenBank genome assembly.